AUGGGGAGAUUCCUUCCGGUCGUGUGUCGCUCACUGGAUGUGUUUCACAAAAAACUGAUCGUACUGCGCAUCAAUGAUCGUCUUAGCGUAGCCAUCUAUGUACCAGAAAAGGUUGCUCGUGCUAGCGAGGUAGCGGUAGAUGAUGGCGUGCGAGUAUUCGUCUUUCCACACACCCAAGGGCUGCAAUCAUCCAAUUAUCGCGCGGUGCCCACCAAGGCCACCUACCGCCUUUAUUGCGAUGAACAAGUGUUCCAACUUUAUCACCAGAAAAGACGAAACACCUGGAUAUUUCUGAGAAGCCCAAAAGGUGAUGAUGCAUUGUACCGUGCGUUGCCCAGUGUUGGAGACAAGAGGAGGGUGAGGGAACAUACCAUGCGGCAGCAGAUCAACUUCGAAUGCAAAGCCAGUAUUGCUUUAGAUAAGAUUGGCCGAGAUAUGAAAACCCAUAUUGGGAAAAUUCAGAGUGAAGGUGUCCUGGGUGGCGUGAGUAUCUUUGUGUAG
This is a messenger RNA of Bipolaris zeicola 26-R-13, 501 nucleotides long. RefSeq lists its product as uncharacterized. The record is from RefSeq and is a predicted model, not a curated record. The coding region runs from base 1 to 501 and encodes 166 amino acids. NCBI's taxonomy places the organism in Eukaryota, Fungi, Ascomycota, Dothideomycetes, Pleosporales, Pleosporaceae. The transcript has a single exon.